Amphimedon queenslandica is the source of this 1082-nucleotide messenger RNA. RefSeq lists its product as uncharacterized. The record is from RefSeq and is a predicted model, not a curated record. The transcript is spliced from 6 exons. The coding region runs from base 157 to 1005 and encodes 282 amino acids. Gene Ontology annotation, molecular function: protein binding. NCBI's taxonomy places the organism in Eukaryota, Metazoa, Porifera, Demospongiae, Haplosclerida, Niphatidae. Gene Ontology annotation, biological process: signal transduction.
UCAGAUACAUGGAAGCCAGCCAGUGCUGUGUAUUGGAUAUCCAGUAGUAGAGAUUUUGUUAAUCCUGUCCUGUUAGGGAUACAGUAUAGUGUUAGAGGAAUUGUAAAAUCUUCAGAGAUUAAAGUCCUAAGGGCAGAUGAUAGACCUACUCAGAAUAUGUCGUUUGUAUUCCAGGAGUAUUCCAAUUUCACUCUCAAUGGUCCUUACAUUUAUCUUUUAUUGACUCACUUCAGUGGUGUUUCUGCUACUUCAACUGCUGAACUUAACUUUCAAGGAAUUUUAUUCAAAUCUUUUAAGGACAAGUAUAUCUGGGACUAUAGCUUUGUUGUAUACAUUAGCUAUGCAGAUGCUAUAUUAAACAAUAAAGUUCUUGCUGAAUAUGAUGUGGAAAAUUGGCCAGCUGUUACAAAGAAAAUGGUUGUUGAAUUUGAACAAAACAGCACAUCAAUAAUCCUUAAUUUACCAUCACUGCAGGAUUGGGAUAUAAUAGAAACAACAUCACCACUUGUUUGUUACAAGAAUCACCUAAUGAGCCAACAUAGUGUCAAUAUGCAAUUUAUGCUACGUUGGAAAGGCCAUGGAUUUCCAAGUGGUGAUUUUGUAACACUCCAUCUCAGUGGGGCAUUACUACCAGUGAAAAUUACUUUUUAUACAAACUCAAUCAAGCGGGAUAAAGACCAAAUUCAUAUAGAGAAACAAUUGGAUACUACAAAUUUGGAACAAAUCUUAUCAUUAUUAAAGAAAAAUAAUUAUGAUGCCAGUACUUGGCACAGGCUCUGCCUUAGGUUGGGCUUACUUGAAGAAACUUUAAACACUAUUAAAGCAGAUGAGAACAAUGUUUAUGGUUGCCAGAAAACAUGUUUACACAAAUGGCUAGAGAGAGCUGAUAAAGUAGAUGAUAAAGGAGGAGCAACAUGGACUUCAUUGGAAAAGGCUCUCAAAGACAUUGACCAAAAGGCAGUAGCUGAAAAUAUGAGAAAGAGCAGAGCACACUCAGAACUUUAAAAACAUUAUACAUGUACAUGCUGCAGUGUGAACAAUAUUUUAUUUUUACUAUAUAGUGUCAAAAUCUGAUAAAGCAA